Messenger RNA from Tigriopus californicus, 3843 nucleotides. RefSeq names its product potassium voltage-gated channel subfamily H member 8-like (gene Elk). Gene Ontology annotation, cellular component: membrane. The record is from RefSeq and is a predicted model, not a curated record. The transcript has 18 exons. The coding region runs from base 864 to 3692 and encodes 942 amino acids. Gene Ontology annotation, biological process: potassium ion transmembrane transport; regulation of membrane potential. Lineage: Eukaryota; Metazoa; Arthropoda; Copepoda; Harpacticoida; Harpacticidae. Gene Ontology annotation, molecular function: voltage-gated potassium channel activity.
GGCUUCACGAAUUAAGGGCAGACAAUUUUAAUAAUCGUGUUUUUGACUGGAACUCAAAGAGCCAAAAUCUAGAAUUUCAUCUACAAAUCGCGUUGACAAAGCUCGAAAGAAGCACAACAGCCGAGAUCCUCUUUCCCUUUUGGCCUUUGCUUCCUUGUCCUCCCCCAGCAUCUCAAGCCACGAGGUCGGUCUUUGAGGGAGAGAUUGGGCUGAGGACACGUUCAAGUUCAUUGUGGAGAGACAUGUCGUCGGAGAAGCGGCGAGGCAGCGGCAGUUGCUCUCGAUCGACGGCUUGGAACGCGGUCCAUGGAAUCAACAAAGACCACCACCACCACCACCACCACCUACCUAUAGUACGUACCUAGGCUGAAUUCGAUAUUGUUGGAACAGAAAAUCUUCGUCGAGGACACGCCAAGGAAGACAAACAACAGAACACGACGUCGCUCGGCGAUAGAACUAGUAACCGCUCUGCUGUUCAGUGCGAUCCAGGACCACACUCAAUGUUUGCAGACUGACAUCACACGAGGUAGAUUCUUGAUCGGACUGUCUGAGCGAGUGGCUGGCUGGCUGGCUUGGAAGCCAUCUGUUUCCUUGUGGGUUUGACAUUCUUAACUUCACCAUAAUGAAGGGUGGUGAGAAGUGGUGAUCUGGGACCCAUUGACGUUGGCAUUGAAAGUGAGGAGUGCUCUUCAGCUUUUGUCAUUGUCCGUGAGGAGCAUGGGUUCCAUCCUAUGAGGGUACGCUGAGGUCAGACCCAAGUCUACCGAGGUUCUUGGAACCCAAAUAAGAAGCUAUGGGAUGAAUUAGAAGAGCCUUGGGACCGAUUUUUUUCCUCUCUAGUGUCUCCAGCGUCACAACUCAAGAUGCCCGGAAGAAAGGGCCUUUUGGCCCCACAGAACACAUUUCUUGACACCAUCGCCACUCGGUUUGAUGGAACACACAGCAACUUUGUGUUGGGUAAUGCCCAAGUUCCCCAUGCCUAUCCAAUUGUAUAUUGCUCGGAUGGAUUCUGUGAACUCACGGGGUAUUCACGGGCUCAAAUUAUGCAGAAGGGCUGUGCUUGCAAAUUCCUCUACGGGGACGAUACCGAGGAGAACAAGAGGAAAGAGAUUGAAAAUGCUCUCCAAGACAAGGCCGAACUCAAGACUGAAGUGAAAUUCUAUAAAAAGUCAGGCACAGCCUUCUGGUGUCUGUUAGAUAUUGUUCCCAUCAAGAACGAGAAGCGAGAAGUGGUUCUAUUCUUGGCCAGCCACAAAGACAUCACGAGUAGUAAACAGUUCUCGGGAAUGAACCAUCUACCCAUUCCGGGUGGCAAUGCGUUAGCCUGUGGUGAUCAUCCGAAUGACACAGAUGAUGAGCUCCAUCCAUGUGAUCCCAAUGGCAAUUUGGACCCUGAAGCUCCAACCAGCUACAACUACGGACGUCGUCGAAGUCGAGCCGUUCUCUACCAACUCUCUGGACAUUACAAGACAGAGAAAACCAAGAAAAUUCAUUCCAAACUUAGCACCAAUUCCCUCCUGAGCCCACCUGCGACCAACAUCCAACCUCUUCCCGAAUACAAGACUGCUGUGGCCAAGAAGCCCCGUUGGGUGCUUUCCCACUAUGGGAUGGUCAAGACCUGUUGGGACAUUCUGGUGCUCAUGGCCACCAUCUACGUGGCCAUUGUGGUGCCCUACAAUGCCGCAUUCCACGAUCCCGUCAUUUGCCAUUCCGAAGUGCUGACUAAUGUCCACGUGAUGGGAGGAGGCGUGGUUUCAAUCGAGCCCAGUGCUAACCGAACCAAGAGACAAGAGGUACUUGUCAAGGUGGAAGAAGAGAAGAAGGCCUCAAUUGUGUUGGAUGUGAUUGUCGAGGCUAUUUUCAUCAUAGACAUUUUGCUCAAUUUUCGCACUACCUUUGUGAACAAGAAAGGCGAGGUGGUAUCAACUUCGAAGUCGAUUGCCUUUCACUACAUGAAAGGCUGGUUCAUCCUUGACCUUAUCGCAGCUUUGCCCUUUGACGUACUCUACGCUAGCGAACUCUCAGAGAUGGAUUCUGAAUCUUUCACUUCGAUUCAUUUACUGAAACUCACCCGUCUUCUACGACUCGCACGUCUUCUUCAGAAGAUGGAUCGCUACUCCCAAUACAGUAUUGUCAUCCUGACUCUGUUGAUGAUGACUUUCGCCCUUUUGGCCCAUUGGAUGGCUUGUAUCUGGUACGUGAUUGGCACCCACGAACAACCCAAUUUCGACUCCGAGGCCGAUCUUCUUUUUCCUGGCUGGUUAAACCUUCUGGGACAACGAAUGGGCCUUCCCAAUGGAGGCUGUAUUCCUCAUGUCGACGCUUAUGUGACAGCCUUGUACUACACAUGCACAUCACUCACUACGGUUGGAUUUGGCAACGUCGCCGCCAACACCAAGUUGGAGAAGAUCUUCUCCGUGGUGAUCAUGCUAAUUGGAGCUUUGAUGCACGCCACCAUCUUAGGAAAUGUCACUGCUUUGGUUCAACGGAUGUAUGGCGCCAGAAAAUCCGUGUAUCAGACCAAAUGGCGAGAUCUGAAGGAUUUCUCCAUUUUACACUCGGUACCUAAACACCUCAAGCAAAGAAUGCAGGACUAUUUCCAAACCAUGUGGUCGCUCAACCAUGGCAUUGACCCUGUUGAGAUCUUAGCGGAUUACCCCGAGGAACUCCGUGGCGAUGUGUCCAUGCAUCUACACAAAGAGAUCUUGAGUCUUCCAAUUUUCGAAACAGCUUCGGAAGGCUGCCGAAAGCUUCUGUCACUGACCAUUAAGACCAACUUCUGCGCUCCAGACGAGUAUUUGAUCCACAAGGGAGAUGCAUUGCCAAACAUCUACUACCUCUACAAUGGCUCCAUGGAAGUUCUUCAGGAAGGCAUGGUGGUGGCCAUUCUCGGCAAGGGGGAUCUUGUUGGAUGCGACAUUGCCAAACACUUGGGUGCAGCCAAAGCUCAACAUGUGAUAUCCAGUUCAACUGGUCUGCCCGAAGUGAUUGUCAAGUCCAGCUGUGAUGUGCGAGCCUUAACCUACUGUGAUUUGAAAUGCAUGAACAUCCCGGGUCUCGUCGAGGUGCUUCGACUCUAUCCCGAGUUCCAAGACCAAUUCGCCGAGGAUAUCAUGCAUGACCUCACUUUCAAUCUCAGAGAGGGAUGGGAAGCUGACUAUAAUUUAAGUGAGGACGGGAUAACCCCAAUCAAGGAUGGGGAUGGUUGUGGAAUUGCAUCACCCACAAAUAGCGGAAGCCUGGAAGUUGAGGACAACGAUUCGGCCUCCACUGUUCCACAACAGGGCAACGUGGCCUCCACAGAGAUGACGUCGACAACGAAUGCUCAAGUUCCUUCCACCAUCUGCCAGGAACAGUUGGACAACCUGACAUUGGAUGUCAAGCGUGCCCUAGCUCAACUCCAACGAAUCUCAACCAGUGGUGGCAAUGUGGACAUUCUACCCAUUUCCAGUGAGGACAAGCAGGUUCAGACCGAGUUUCCAGCGGCCAUGUUGGAAGAUUAUGUCGUGAAGAACCGGAAGAGGAUCCUGAAACUCUUGGGCCUCGCCCAAACCGGAUGUUCCGCAGGAGAUUUCCGCUCAGACAAUCUCCUCAGAACCGCCAGUGUUCCAAGAUCCAGGAAAGAACCCUCGGCCGCCAGAGCCUCUGGGUUUUCACCCGCCGGUAUUUCUUACACCCACUACAACUUGUAGAAGUCCCUGUAUAUCGCCGCCAAGAGGCUUCAUUCGUCCUGGAACCCUCUGCCUCUCCAAAGCCCAAACUACCAAGGUAACCCCGCUCCUCCCCCAUCUGCCACCACCCCCUCAAUUCACGCCCACCCAAGCACAAGCAGCCUCAAGAACA